Molecule: messenger RNA, 3906 nt
Organism: Neocloeon triangulifer
Lineage: Eukaryota; Metazoa; Arthropoda; Insecta; Ephemeroptera; Baetidae
Product: rho guanine nucleotide exchange factor 17
Exons: 19
Coding region: 511-3624 (1037 amino acids)
Biological process (GO): actin cytoskeleton organization
Molecular function (GO): protein binding; guanyl-nucleotide exchange factor activity
Source: RefSeq, a predicted model, not a curated record
GCCUCAUGAAAUUACAAAAAAUUAUAGUACUUAGAUUACACGUUGUUGAGCAUUCAAUGGAAUUCAAAAAAAGAAGCGUUUUUGUGUCAUUAUAAAACGCACAAAUAUUUGCCUCAACAUUUGUGCAAAUAGCAACCGCUCCGGCCUCCGUAGUGAUGCUGGAGAUGCGAUCUCCGUGUGCGGCGCAGCAUCAGAUCAACGACACCUCCUGGUAGAGAGGAAAGCGUGGGCAGAUAGAUUUGACAGCUGCUGUGGCAUGGCAACGCAGCAUUCAUUGUGGGUAGAGAUGAUCGAGUCAAGUCUAAGAACUCAUGGUUGUGAUUUGAUAUAAAGACGUAGAACUCAUCACACUCUGUACUUGGACUUGGAUUGUUUGUGCCAAAUUCAUCUCGUCCUCUGUACCUUCACCGCCCACGCCGAGAACGGGUUCAUUUGGUGGGUCGUCGGGCCCAUCCGCUUGCAAGUCAGCGGUGCUGCUGGUCUCGGUCGGCCGCAGGACUAUGGACUGCCAUGUCCGGUAGCGACUUGAGGUCAGUGUCGAGGUCGGUGCGCGAGAAGCCGGACCUGCCCGCCACUGCCGAUGACCUGCUGCUUGGCGCCGCGGCGGCGCCGCUGCCCAGGCACGCGCGUCGCUCUAAGGGCGCGCGCCUCCGCCAAUUAACGGACAGGCUGCGACACAACUCGGUCGAGGAGGUCGAACUGCCCCCACGACCCCUGCCGGACACCCUACUCGACACUUUGCUGCCACUGCCGCCUCUUGGAUUCCUCCAGAUUGCCAACGAGUCGCCUCCAAACAGCACUGCCGCCUCUGAAUCUCUUACGGAGGAACUGCAGCCGCCAGUCCAGGCGCAGAAUGCCGACUCACUUUCCGAGGGCGAGACCGACAGCAGCGUGUGCAGCAGCACCAUCCCUGCCCAGCAGUUAUCUCGGCGCUACAACAAGCGGCCCCUGCGCGGCCCCUACGGCCAAAUCCUCGAGGCUGAGAUGAAGAGGGCCUCUCCCGCCCCCAGCAAGGUGGACAGCGAGCUAGGCUUUCUGCAAAGUAGUCUUCCAGAUGCGAUGCGGCCCCCUACUAGUCUUGGUGCCAGCAGCACCUCUGUCGCCUCUUCGUCAGUGCUGAGCAACAUUGAGGGCGGCCACGUCCACCAGCGCGCCGCCUCUAGUCCCUGUCAGAUGGUCGGCCUGGAGGAACAGGUCAAUAUCAGGGAUACAAGAACACAUGUUGUAUACGAGUUAUAUGAAACUGAGAAAUACUAUGUUGAAGCUCUGAGAACCCUAAUUAUGAACUAUAUGGUACCUUUGAAAGACUCGGAGAACCUAAUUGAGCCUGGCCUUGUCGAUGAAAUUUUUUUCCAAAUCCCUAGCAUUUUGCAUUACCACGAAAUCUUCCUUGAUGACCUGCAGAAUAAAUUGGACAACUGGGACUGGCGACAGAGAAUUGGAGACAUCUUUCUGGAUUUUUCUCAAAAACAAGUUGUGGAGUGCUACACAGAAUUCAUAAAUAACUGGCAAAGAGCCAAGUCCCUGGUUAAAAGCACCUCACAGACAAAACCAGCAUUUGGUAAUUUUCUGGAGGCUGUGUCCCGCGAGCACAAGGGCAAGUUGACCUUUGACGCGCUCCUGAUUAUGCCUGUCCAAAGAAUCCCAAGAUACGAGCUCCUCAUCCAGGCCCUUUUGAAGCACACGAGUAGUUCGCACCCUGAUUACUCCUACUUAGUUUCUGCACAAAGAGCCAUCCAUGCACUUGCCGUAACCAUUAACUGCAAAGGGAGAGCAUCUUGCAAUGAGGAUGAAAGUAGACUUAGCAUAAAAGAAAUAGAGAACUUUCUCGAUGGAUGUGAUAUUUUCCCUGCGCCUGAUCGAACUUUUCUAAGGCAUGAUCUUGUCACUGUGAAAGUUGGAGACAGUGCAAAAGAAAGAAUGGUGUUCCUAUUUUCUGACCUCAUGGUAGUGGCCGGUAUUAAAAGACGAGGUGGUCCUGUGCGAAAAACAUCCUCGAAUAGCUUGAGCAGCAACUCAUCAAGCAUUUUGGAGUGCAACAAGUUUAAAGUAUUGAUGAAAAUUCCCCUUUCCGAUGUUGAUUUUGCUAGAGCGCAUGAUGAAGCUGCAAAAUUAAUUAUGCACGAGAUAACAGAAAUUAAAGAGGACACUGAAACGGUGAAUAGGAUUAUUGAUCUUGCCAGUCGCCUUCACUGCAGCAACCCUCGGCUUGAGGAAAUUUUGCAUGAAAUGCAAGUAAACCUUUCGAGGAAGUUGCUAGACAAGCAGCUUGAGGAGAACGGCUUUCACUGCCUUGCCUUGAAUGUUUCCUCUCAGCUGGAAAGUAUUAUGUUAAUGUUUGAAGCUCUUGAGCAGAAAGAAGCAUGGGAGAACAUCCUAAGUGAAGCUAAACAAAAAAUGGAUCAAAAAUUCUCUCCACAAUUUCUGUACCCAGUCACAAUCAGGAAAACUAGGUCAGGUCUGCAGUUUACUUGUGCGUCCGCAACAGCUAAUUCAGAGCGCAAUUAUCAUGGAAGGGAUAUGUGGAUAUGCAAUAGUGAUGGCUAUGUAGGGCAAGUAUGUGUCCUUCAUUUGGCAGACGAGCCAAAAGUUUUGUCCACCAACGAGGUAUGUGAAUCAAGAAUUUUGUGCAUGGCUGCUGCUCCACCGUACUUAUGCAGGUCUGCUUAUAUGGAGGAUCAUUUUGAAGAGUACCGAGAACCAAAUAGUUACAGUGACUUGAUCAACGAUGCCAGUAAUGAAUCCACAAUGUGGCUGGGAACGGAAGAUGGAAACAUCCUAGUGUAUGGAUGUAGAAACGUGUGGCAGUGCAAAAUGAAAAUGAAUCUUGGAUUUACUGUGUUCUCCAUUAUGUACCUGGACAACAGGGUUUAUGCUUCUCUUGCCAAUGGAAGUAUUGUUAUCUAUACAAGAAAUUCAAGUACUCGCUGGGAUUGGGCAGACCCACUGUACUUGCCAGUGAGCAGUCCUGCUGUACCAGUAACAAAAAUGGUCCAAGUUGGUAACGGGGCAUUUAUCUGGUGUGCUUGUAACAACAUUGUGUACAUUUUAAAUACAAAGUCUCUGCAGGUUGAAAGCAAGUUGUGCAUGGGCUUCAGAAGCGAAAAGUCGAUUAACUGCAUUUCAUGUGCUGCAAGUGCAGUAUGGAUUUCACUGCAAAACUCCUCUAUCGUAAGACUGUACAAUGGACUGAGCAUGGAGUUGCUUAGUGAAAUCAACGUUGCCCAAAAUGUCACAGCCAUGCUGAAAAGUUGUGAUGACAUUAUCAGGCAACACAAAGCAGCAUGUCUACGGGUCACUGCCCUAGUAGCGCACCAGGACCUACUUUGGGUAGGAACCAGUGCUGGUGUCAUCCUAAAAAUCAAAACGCCCAGUGUUACUUCAACCACCAGCAAACUAGCAAAACCACCUCUUGUUAAAGGAAUUAGCAGGGGCCACACGGGGCAUGUUCGAUUUUUGACCACCGUCGAGGUAGAUUACCCUUCAGAAAGUGCUAGUCAAGGCAAGAGAGCUAUAUUGGUGAUAUCGGGUGGUGAUGGUUACGAAGACUUCAGGUGUUCUAAUGUGUCUGAACUGUCUGGAAGAGAAGAUUCGACAAACCACCUACUAGUGUGGAGACUCUGAUUGUUUAUACAAAUUGGCUCUUUUUUUAAAAGGAAAAUAUUUUAUGACUAGCUGAAAUUUGUCAUGGAUAAAAAUAAUUAUACUGUUUUUGUCCUGCUUGGUUCGAUCUUUAGUCCUGUAUAAUAUUUUUUUUUAACAUUUUAACAUGCUCGUUUUUUUGAAGAGCAUUAAAAAGCACAGAAGUUUUGCUCUCUAAAUUAUUUAUACAGCCUUUAUAUUGGUGUUAUUUUCAUAAUAAGAAAUAAAAUUUAUUUAUUGACAGAAUUACACUUUUGCAAAAUA